GUAAUAUAGAUAUAAACUCUGCCUUCAAAACUGGCUAUUCUUUAAUUCCCGAAUCCCCUCUCCCUUUCGCGUUUUUUCGCGUUCUUUCCACAUGCGAUCUAUCACGUUUGCUGGCUGCUGGGGGCUGUUUCUGAGGCUCAGGCGAGACGGGAUCCUUAGCUCUUCCCUCUCUCUACCUAACUUUACACAGUACUUACCUGAUUCUUUCAUCAACCCCUACGCGAACAUCUUCGUAACCUCUUUAUUCCACAACCAACAUCCUUCUCCCGAAAUACAACAACCUUCCUGACAGUGUAAACCAAAAACCCACUUUGCCUGUCAAUACACACAACCUCAUACCAUGUCUGAGGUACAAUCAAGACCAUCUGCGCCGCGAGGCAGAGGCGCUUCGCGCGGUGGCAGGGCCGGUUUUGGCUCGAGAGGCGGCGCCGGUCGUGGUGGAAGAAGUCACGCAACCAACGGCGACAGGCUAGACAGCGCAUCAGCGCCAUCAAUUGAAGGUGAUGCAGGCGUCGGUCUGUUGAAGAAGCAGUACGGUACCAAGGUCGCCACCAUCAAGGAGAUGUACCCAGACUGGACAGAUGAGGAUGUCGUGUUUGCUCUGCAAGAGACCGGAGGCGAUCUAGAGCUUGCAGUAGAGAGGAUUACUGAUGGCACGAUCACACAGUGGGGAGAGGUAUCGAAGGCCAAGAAGGACCGAUCGAAGUCCAAGGUCAAGGAGACUGCCGCGAACAUCCACACCGACUCCGGUAAUGCGCCACGCGCUGCACGAAGCGGCGCGGAUAGUGGACGCGGUGGCCGUGGACGUGGCAGCAGCGAGCGUGCUCGUGGUGGUAGAGGUCGCGGUGCGGCAACCGUCCAGACAAAUGGCACACACACAAAGCCAGCCGCUCCUCUUUCGGUUCCAACUGACCAGUCGGUUGUCUGGAACGCUUCGGCCAAGGAGGCUCCAUCGGACGAUACUAAGCCUGAGGAGUCGUGGGGAGGUGCAGCUGACAUCGCGAAGGCCGUUGUAUCGACCGUAGUCCCAGAUGGAAAGAGGACCUGGGCGAGCAUGUUCAAGGCUGAGCCCGCGCCAAAGCCAGUGGAGAAGAAGGCUCCAGUAGAGAAGGUUCCAGAGAAGGUUGCACCCGAAGCACCAGUUGAGCCUGAAGCUACCGAAGAAACACCCAAGGCUGAAGUUGCCGAACCAGUGGUUGCGGCCAAAGAGCCCGUUCAAGAGGAGGCACCAGCAGCUGAGGCUCCACCGGUCGAGGCGGAUGCUGCACUUCCACCAUCUAAGGACGAACUUACGGAGACAAACUUGGAGCAAGUCUUGGACGAGUCGGGACCUCCACCAUCUGCAACGGUUGCGAGUACCGCUGCGAGCUCAUGGGAUCCUCGCAGCGGAGCCACAAGCGGAACACCAUACUCGGGUCUCCAGGGACAACCCGCUGCUGCACGCCCGACAACCAGUGGCUUUGCGGCUUCGGCUAUGAAGGCUACCGGCCCAGCACCACGCGUUGCAAGCUACCAGCGUCGCGUUCUCGACCAGGAAGAAGCCGUCCGUAUGCCAGGCAACCGCGAGGUUGACCGUGCUGCGGUUCAAUUCGGCGCUUUCAGCUUGGGAGGUGCAGGCGAGGAAGAUGUUGAUGGCGACCGUGAGGAGCCAGAGACACGUGCCCAGCCUCCCCAGCACUCCCCAAUUGCCCACCCAAGGGCUUCUCUGCCACCGGCACCCGCACAGGCGGCCGCCGAGGGCCUUCCUACCGCAAAGGAACCCCAAGGCCUCCCUUCUGCACCACACCCAGUUGCCGCCCCUGGUCUCCCUACGCCCCUCCCGGGCGCACAGUCCAUGUCUCAGCAGGGCUCCCAAGGUGGCCAAUACUCGCAGUAUGGCCGUUACGGGCAACCUGCCGGACAGGAGCAAUCCGCCUUUGGCCAGAAGCCAUACGACCCAUUCAGCCAGCAAGCCCCAGCCACUGCAAGCCAGUACGAAGGCUACCCCAACCAGCCAAACCAGGCACAAACCCAGGCCCAGGCUGGUGCCUUCUCAUCUGCCCCUAGCGAAUACUCGCAAUAUUACACCGCAGACCAGCAACGCCAUGCGUAUCAAAACUACUACGGCCAGCAGUACGGCCAGCAGCAGAGUGCCCAGACCCAGGAAGGUCCAUCCACUCAGCAGCGCGCUUUCAGCGGAUACAACGCCCCGCCAACCGACACCGCCUCUCCUUUCCCCCAAUCUUCUGCCCAGCAGACACAGUCCAGAUACGCCACGGCUGGUGAGGCCCAGACCAGCGGACACACUACCCCCAACCCAGUCGCGCAGGCCCAGCAGGCUGCUCAGACUACUCAAGCUCAGCAAGCUCAUCCUUCCCAGCCGCAGGGACAGCCAGGUGCUCAGUACCCAUAUGGAAACCCAUACUACUCCAGCCCCUAUUACGCUGCGUACAUGACCAACUACCAGCAAGGCUACGGUCAGGGUAGCUACGGUGCUGGCCCAUACGGCGGAAAGGGUGGCAUGUACAACCAGCCCCACCAGUAUGGCAUGUCUCCUCAGGCCCCGUACGACCACGCGUCGUCUCCUGCCGCUGCCGGAGCCUUCUCCCAGUCAUCGCUUCACGGCCGUGAGAGCGCUGUCGGAGGUGGACUUAACGAAUAUGGCCGUGGUGGCUCCCAGCAGUCCCAGGCAGCCCAGCCCCUCGGGGCCAGCGGCGGCUUUGAUGCCUUCGGAAGAAACUCCUCUUACCAGGGCCAGGGUCAGCAAUACGGACAGGGCAGCCAGCAGGGCGCCGGUGACGACCUGAAGUCGUUCGGAGAUGCGAAGUCGGCCAAUGGUCCCGCUCCUUCGACCGCGCAGGCCGCUCGCCCCGGAUCAGCAGCAAACACUGCACCGGGCCAGUCCACUCUGCCACCCCCGCAGUCCUCGCAGCAGAGCUACGGUGGAUACCCUAGCCACUUGCAGCAGCAGCAGCACACCGCUCACGGCGCCCAGACCGGCAGCCAGUACGGUGCUCUUGGUGGGCUCGGCGCUCACCAGGCUGCAGGCCAGGGCCACCAGAGCAGCCAGUACGGCGGCGCCGGCGGCUACGGCCAGGGCCAAGGCUUCACCGGUAGCUACUACGGCAACAACCAGCAGCAGCGCGGCGGCUGGGGCAACAACUACCAACAUUAGGUGACCAUCACCUACCUUCGAUCUAGGAAGCCAUUGAAUAUUUCAGGCGCGGCUUCCAACGCAACACAUUUGCGUUGGAACCCGUGUUCCUGAUUUCAACGGCCCACUCCAGAUCUGUGUGUAUUACCAUCAAUGUUAUCUGUUUUCCGCCUUUUUUCCAAAGAAGUUAUUUUGUUCCCCAAUCGUUCCGGGUUUUUAUCGCAAUAAAGGGGACGUACCCCAAACCACCUCCGCUUUUUGUUUUCCAACGUCGCGCGCGCGCACGCGCAAGAAAGGACGCACAGCCUACGAAGCAAACCAUCCAAAAAUCUGUAAUUUUGUCACUACUAGUACCAACGUCCAUCACAAAAUUGCCAGCUCCCAGAAGGAACUUCCCCUCCAUCAGGAGAAUUUGUUUUCUUUGAAGAUAAUUUGCGCUGGAACCUCUUCUGCUUCGCUCCAGUCCCGCCCGGUUCGGCUCCCGCCUGAAAAGGAAUCUUUCGCGCUCGCUCUUCCUCCCGCCCUCCCUCCUCUAGGGACCUCGAUUUUUUGCUCCUCCCCGCACGGGUUUUGCGGUUUUUUUCGACUUCUUCUUCGGAUGUUAUUUUGCUCUCGCGCACUUUGUCCUUCAGACAACGAAAUUUGUGUCUCGCGCACACCGGUAAUUUUGUUUCGCUGGAUGCUGGAUGGGAAUUCCGGGAAAGGGAAGGGAAGGGGGGGGGAGGCGGUUAAAAUCUGCGUUUUGCUUUUGGGGAAAGGGCAGGGGCAAUGGCGGGAGGAGAGACCAUAGUUUUUUUCUGUGGUUUUUGGGGG
Messenger RNA from Pseudogymnoascus verrucosus, 3946 nucleotides. RefSeq lists its product as uncharacterized. Gene Ontology annotation, cellular component: cytoplasm; nucleus. The transcript has 3 exons. Bases 341 to 3154 code for a protein of 937 amino acids. Gene Ontology annotation, molecular function: ubiquitin binding. The record is from RefSeq and is a predicted model, not a curated record. Lineage: Eukaryota; Fungi; Ascomycota; Leotiomycetes; Thelebolales; Thelebolaceae.